Molecule: messenger RNA, 297 nt
Organism: Rangifer tarandus platyrhynchus (Svalbard reindeer)
Lineage: Eukaryota; Metazoa; Chordata; Mammalia; Artiodactyla; Cervidae
Source: the annotation of a GenBank genome assembly
AUGGAGACGGUCCAGGAGCUGAUUCCCCUAGCCAAGGAGCUGAUGGCUCAGAAGCCCAGCGCGAAGCUGGUGCGAAUGUACGUGCUGGGCGGCGUGCUGGCGCUCUUCGGCGCCGUGCUCGGCCUGAUGGAGACCGUAUGCGGCCCCUUCACGGCCGCCGGCCGCUGGCGGGAGCGCGAGGCGACCCCGGCCGAGCUGCGGACCGCCAAGGGGGAGCCGGCCCCGCAGGAGCAAGGCAAGCCGCUGGAGGCCGUCCAGGGCUGCCGGGCCCUGUCCAACCGGCUGCACGCCUCCUAG